AUGGCGGGCACCGCAUUGGGGACCACUGCUACAGACAAUACAGGAGCGGGGAAAGCCGGAAGUGGUGGGAGGGGCCGCACAGACCCCACGCACUCCAGGCUGGAAACGGAAGAGGUACCUCAAGAUAGGGCUUCUCUAGGCGACGGGGAGGGAAGCAGUUCAUCGCAGCUUCAGUCUUGGACUGUUCAGCCAUCUUUUGAAGUGAUUCCAGGUCAGCCACAGCUAGUGUUUCUUCAUCCAGCCAUCUCCCAUCCCAUUAACCCUCACCUUUUUGGUGAAAAGAGAAGUGACUCUACUAAUUACCUGCCCAUCCUGAACUCCUACACAAAGACAGCACCACAUCCCAGCAAAAGAGAUCGUGUCUGGGAUUUGGAGGAAAGAGGGAGAACCAGUGGACAGAAAUGGCUUUGCACAGAUACUGCUAUGUCCAAUAAUAGUUUAUUGCCCUCUAGUGCUUGCCCCCAAGUAUCACCUGACUUUAAGCCUGCUCAGGACUCUACUCAGCAGAGUUCUCCAGCUUUGAUGGCAGAUGGAAAAAUGUCAACUAUUGAUGGCUUUCAGUAUAUUUCUACUGCCAAACAAAAGGCCCCAGGUUUGAUUCCCUUUUCCCCUACUGGACUCCUCCAGAUAUCAGACCGCAAAUCUCCUGAGAUGGAGAAUCCAGUACAUCAUAUGGUGCAAUUAGCAACCUGCAGCCCACCUUUAGCAGCAGAAGAACUUUACACUACUCCUGAGCUAUUGUUGCAGCAGCAACGCAAGCGCAAGCGCUUUCAGAAUACCUUUGUUGUGCUGCACAGGUCUGGAUUGCUGGAGAUCACCUUGAAAACCAAGGAGCUGAUUCAUCAGAACCAGGUAACCCAGAUUGAACUGGACCGACUGAAGCAGCAAACACAAUUGUUCAUGGAGGCAAUAAAGAGCAAUGCUCCUCAGGCCUGGGCAGAGCUAGAGGCAUCCUUAACAGGGUCAGAUAAAGCGGACAGCAGCCUUGAGGCUUCUCCUACAUAUCCCAACAUGUAGUGCAAAAGAUAUAUAGCUGGUCAAGUGAUUAGAGUGCCUCUCUUCCUCUGUCUCAAGCUUUUACAAGAGCAUUUUCUAAGUUUGAGACUACUUUUAAAACUCAUUCACAAAGCAGCAUGCCAUUAAUAAACUGUCCCAAAUGCCAGUUGAGAGGCAUAGGCAGGAAUUAGUACUGCUUCAUGUGACCUGGAAUUGAGUAACUGUGCUCUUCUUUGGGCCAUGAAGGUGUGAAGGUGCUAUGAUGUGAUGUGUUCCCAUUCUUAUGAUGGAGAACAUUGAAAUGGCUCUUUCCUGGCAAGCACCUUUUUUCACCCCCUAUCUCCAGACAGCCAAUUCACAGAAUUCACUAGACCUGAUCUAGUGUAGCCGCUUAUGAAUUGAUAGGGAAAGAGGAAACUUGAUGGGUAACAUAGUAUCUCCGGCUUUGUGUUAAUACUCCAAAGACACAAGGUGGCCUUGUGUCAAGGCUCCUUCCCCACUCUGAACUUUAGGGUACAGAUGUGGGGGCCUGCAUGAAAACCUCUAAGCUUCUCUACCAGCUUAGAUCUGCUUUUGCUGCCACCACUCCCAAUG
Chrysemys picta bellii (western painted turtle) is the source of this 1590-nucleotide messenger RNA. It is a transcript of the gene CIPC, whose product is annotated as CLOCK interacting pacemaker. Gene Ontology annotation, cellular component: nucleus. Gene Ontology annotation, biological process: negative regulation of circadian rhythm; negative regulation of DNA-templated transcription. The record is from RefSeq and is a predicted model, not a curated record. NCBI's taxonomy places the organism in Eukaryota, Metazoa, Chordata, Testudines, Emydidae.